AUGCUAAUGGCCCAGUAUAAAAUGAGGAGCAGCUCCUCCAGACACAUCAGAGCACACUGCCACCCAGAAGGAGAAGAAGCCUCCCAGCUCACCUGCACAGACAUGGCUCCCUGCUCCAGUAACUACUCCUCAGUGCACCAUAUCGCGAUCUCAGUGAAGGAUAACAUUAAGAUGAGAAAACCUGUCGUGGAGAAAAUGCGCAGAGAUCGCAUCAACACCUGCAUCGAGCAGCUCAAGGCGAUCCUGGAGAAAGAGUUUCACAAGAAGGAGCCCAACUCCAAGCUGGAGAAAGCCGACAUCCUGGAGAUGACCGUGAGCUUCCUGAGGCAGCAGCUGCAGCCGGGCCUCGUUCACAGCGACUACAACCAGGGCUACUCUCACUGCUGGAGGGACUCGCUGCACUUCCUCUCUGCUGGCUCCAACACAGAGGCCUGUGUGUCUCCUCUGCGGGGCCUCCAGCAGCAGCAGGAGCAGCUCCGUCAGGUCCAGAAGAGCAGCAGCUCCUCCCCAGUCUGCUCCACCAUCAGGCCCACAGUGCUGCAGGACAGCAGCAGCAGCAUCAGCAGCACCAGAGGCCCCAUGUGGAGGCCUUGGUAG
Pleuronectes platessa (European plaice) is the source of this 597-nucleotide messenger RNA. It is a transcript of the gene her12, whose product is annotated as hairy-related 12. Lineage: Eukaryota; Metazoa; Chordata; Actinopteri; Pleuronectiformes; Pleuronectidae. The record is from RefSeq and is a predicted model, not a curated record. Gene Ontology annotation, molecular function: DNA-binding transcription factor activity, RNA polymerase II-specific; RNA polymerase II cis-regulatory region sequence-specific DNA binding; protein dimerization activity. Gene Ontology annotation, cellular component: nucleus. Gene Ontology annotation, biological process: regulation of neurogenesis; regulation of transcription by RNA polymerase II; anterior/posterior pattern specification.